CAAAUAUAACCGAUCCAUCGAUCGAUCGUCGGCGAUUCGAUUCGAUUCGAUUGGGGGAGAGAGGGAAGUGAUGGCGGACAAACCGAGCCGAGCUCUGGUGAUCUACGGCGAUGGCCACGCCAAGCUUGUCUCGCCGCUGCACUCCCAUCUCCACUCCUUCGCCUCCCGCGCCUCCUGCGGCUUCCUCUCCCUCAGAGAUCCUCCCGACGCUCAAGAAACAGAAAAUGAUAGAAGAAUUAGAGAGAUAGCACAGUUAUUGGAUGCAUAUGACUUUAAUGCAGCAAUGGAGGGAUAUCAUACAGAACUAAAUAUCAACCGGGAUAACAAAGAUUUGGCAGUUCCAGCAAUCUCACAAAGGUUUAUGGAUCUCAGAGCUGCCAUGUUUACUAAUUGCCCCAUUGUCGGAUCUUUUGCUUCAAAUCUUGGAUUUAGUGUUUCACAAUUUUCUGAUUUGAUCAAGAGGAUUCAUGCUAGUGUUGAUCCCAAUGGAAAUUUUGAUAGCAAUGCUAUCGGAUUAGAAUUGCUGAAGCUUCUAGGAUUUUUAGAUGGAGAAGUUCUUGACGAUUAUGAUUUUGAUUUGGUGUUUUUGCACAUCACACCAGAUCAUAAAUUAAAUGAUGAGAAAAAUGGGAAGGCCAUCAGCACCGAUAUUAAUUUUUUCAACAAAUUAGUAGGUGGAGUAGUGAAUGUUGCUCAUGCUGGAUCACUGGUGGCUUCUCGUCUACACUUUUCUGUCGUGUUAAGUUAUGGUGCUGUUUCUGGUGGAGACCAGCAUUUCUCCUUGAAUCUGAACUCAUUUGCAGAAACAAAUUCUGAUCUAUUGUUACUUCGUCCUCGCCAAAGCUACACCAUGAAAGGCGGAAACAUAUUGCCUGACAUCAGGCAUCACCAUCCAAUGUUGAUUGCACAGUGGCAGGAGGGUGUAACUCGCCGGGAUAUGGCCAUGAGAUUCUGUUUUGAUGAUUUCAGGGAGCGAGGAGGUAAUCUCGCAAUACUUGCUGAUCGGUUUCUCUAUGAGGUGGCAUUUAAGCUUUGGAAAGCACCUAAAUACGGAGCUUGAAUUCAACAUACUUUUGGUUCAGUACUGGCUUCUUAAAGAGACGUGUUGCUAGGGGACUUCUUCUAACUAUACCAUUGAGGCAUCAUGUUGCCUAGUCCUCAGUCCUGUAUCAGAUCAAUGGAGCUUGUGUCUCAUGAUCUCCAUGAACUACAUGUUUGGUUAUAUUCCGUAUGGCAAGACAUAAAACAAAAGAGUUUUCUCUAGUUUGUUCUAAUGAACUCAUGAGUCAAUGAUAACCAACUUAAGCCCUCCUGCUUUACCAACUUAAGAUUGCUAUCAGAAGCUAGACCGUGAGUCAAAGAGUUGGUUAAAUGGGAGCUAGUGUUUCUUGGUUCAUUACGUCUUGUUUCUUAAAUUCUCUUCCAGAACAAUUCGAGCUUACUGCAAUGGUAACAACACUCUUUUCAGUGAAUUUAUGGGCCUUAUGUCAA
Zingiber officinale is the source of this 1491-nucleotide messenger RNA. RefSeq lists its product as uncharacterized. Lineage: Eukaryota; Viridiplantae; Streptophyta; Magnoliopsida; Zingiberales; Zingiberaceae. Bases 71 to 1060 code for a protein of 329 amino acids. The record is from RefSeq and is a predicted model, not a curated record. The transcript is spliced from 6 exons.